Molecule: messenger RNA, 1799 nt
Organism: Cannabis sativa
Lineage: Eukaryota; Viridiplantae; Streptophyta; Magnoliopsida; Rosales; Cannabaceae
Product: protein ABIL1
Exons: 9
Coding region: 524-1408 (294 amino acids)
Source: RefSeq, a predicted model, not a curated record
UGAAGCUUUUCUUUUAGAACAAAAUAAAUCAACCAUGAAAACCAUGGAUCAAAGUUACUAAAACAACCAGAAUCUCCCACCUCAUUCAGGGGCAUUUUCGUUAUUUCAGAGCCCACCUUCCGAAACCUAAAGCCACUGAAAGUGAAACCACCACCACCGUUUGCCAACUACCCAAAAUUAUAUAAAGAUAUAAAACGGUCGCAAUAAAUGCAAUGUCAUUUUCCCUUGCAAUUAACUCCAAAAAAUCCAUUAAUUUUUUCUUGAGUAAAAUUAAAUAAAUAAAUAAUUAUUUCUCACAUUUCCCGGAAUUGCUUCUACUACACUCCCAGUUCUGGUCUCACCAAAAACCUAACCCCAAAUCUAUAAUCCCAUUUAAAUUAGUUUGAUCAUCUAUCUCACUAUAUAUACACACCCACAUAAUUAAUUACUCAGCUGCAACUUACAUGGUUUUCUGGCUCUAGGGCUUUUGCAUUUUUCCUGUUAAUCUCAUCGUUCACAUUUCAUCACUGGGUAUUGGUUGGGCAUGGAAUUGGAGCGGCCGAGGUCGGUCAAUCCGGCCAUGACCUUCGACGAGGUCUCCAUGGAGCGGAGCAAGAACUUCGUCAAGGCUUUACAGGAACUCAAGAACUUAAGGCCCCAGCUUUAUUCAGCUGCAGAAUAUUGUGAGAAGUCUUAUCUUCACAGUGAGCAGAAACAAAUGGUACUGGACAACCUGAAAGAUUAUGCUGUACGGGCCCUUGUUAACGCUGUUGAUCAUCUUGGCACUGUGGCUUACAAGUUAACUGACCUUCUCGAACAGCAAACAUUAGACGUCUCAACCAUGGAUCUAAAAGUUAACUGUAUAAAUCAGCAACUUCUUACUUGCAAAACGUACACGGAUAAAGAAGGUCUUAGGAAGCAGCAGUUGUUGGCAUUCAUUCCAAGGCAUCACAAGCACUAUGUUUUACCAAAUUCUGCAAAUAAGAAGGUCCAUUUUGGUCCACUUAUACAGACAGAUGCUAGGCAACAUAAUUUUCAAGCUAGAGCUCGUCUGCAGCCUUCAAGUUCUCCUGCAUCAAAAACACUUUCCUGGCAUUUAGCCUCCUCAGAAACGAAGACUACUUUAAAAGGGACCUUACAAACUCCAACAAACACUGAGGAUACAAAGAAUUCUGGAAAAUCUUCUGGGGCAUUUCGUCUUUUAGAUGAUGAAAAUGGUCUGGCAACAAAUGGAGGUCCAGGUUCCAAGCAAAUAUUGGGUGCUACUCGCAGGGAUGCAUUAGAGGGAUCAAAACCUUUGACAGCUUUCAGGUCUUUUGACAACCAAAAUCGACAAAUUGUCCGUGCCCCUGCACGCAGUAAAAGUGUACUAUCAGCUUUCUUUGUCAAACAUAAAACAUCAAAGCUGAAAGCUGGUUCUGUAUCGUGAUACCUCUAGUGAAACAAGUUGAAGGAUCGACCCUGCAAAGUCUCUGACCUCUGUGGGUCAAGUAAUGAGUUUCUCACACUGCCACACUCUUAUCUUUUUGCGGAUCAGAGAUUCUUACAUGGCUAAUUAUCAUAUCAACACCUUGGAAAUCAAUUUUACCCUUCUUUCCUCCUACCCUCUUUUUGCUGCUUAACAAUAAUAAAAUUGUGCAUAUAAGUCCUGUAAUGUUGAUAUUCUAGUACACUCGUUGGUGGAUAUCUUGUUAAUGAUUGAAGUAAUGUCUUUGUGCAGAUUACUGCAUCUUUUAAAACCGUUGUUUAUGUACUUCUCUGUAUAAAUGUCUUGUCUUCAUUAAAAGAAAAUUUAUAUUGAUUAUGCUCUUUUAUUAUUA